Messenger RNA from Myxozyma melibiosi, 2017 nucleotides. RefSeq names its product general substrate transporter. The transcript has a single exon. Gene Ontology annotation, cellular component: membrane. Gene Ontology annotation, molecular function: carbohydrate:proton symporter activity. Bases 396 to 1988 code for a protein of 530 amino acids. NCBI's taxonomy places the organism in Eukaryota, Fungi, Ascomycota, Lipomycetes, Lipomycetales, Lipomycetaceae. Gene Ontology annotation, biological process: transmembrane transport; carbohydrate transport. The record is from RefSeq and is a predicted model, not a curated record.
CUGCCAUUGUCUGUAUUUGCAAAUAGAAGUCGAUAUAUGACUUUGAUAUAACCAGAUAUUAACAAUAGCAUCAAAACCAUCAUCACUCAACCAACGCUGAUCGCGGGACUUCGUGUCGUGCAUCCGGAAGUCUAAAUUGUUCCGUUCCGGGGCUGGCCCUCCCCGCGUCCCUCCCGCCCCGCAACUGCCUCUGCUGCACCUGAGCUCAGGACACCCGCUCUCGAGCACUUCCCGGCAUGGCUCCCGCCUCCCCCCACAUGCGCAUACUCCCCCGGAUCCCGGAACACGGUAACACACCCGCAAGCUGUUUUGCUAUCCCACGGUGACGCUGCUUACGUCUAAGUCACAAUCCAUCAUUGUUCUCGUGCCCGCGCUCCCGAUAGGGUAGGAACACAAUGAAUCUCUCGGACACAAAAGAAGAUUUUGCUGUCGACAGUCACCAGGAACAUGCCGACGGCCCUCCCACGCUCGACGACGUGAUUCCACACCACUCGCGGCCGUGGUAUUACACCCGCUCGCUUCUCUGGCUCAACUUCCUCCUGCUCGUGCCUAUCCUCUCGUCCUCCGCAACCGGCUUCGACUCGUCGAUGCUCAACGGCCUACAGAGCCAGACGCAGUGGGCAGAAUACUUUGACCAUCCUUCCGGCUACAGACUCGGCCAUCUUUCCUGCGGUCCUACCUACGGGACCAUCCUCGGCGUGUUCCCUGGUGGCUACAUCGCCGACCGAUGGGGUCGCAAGCGAGGCAUCCUCGUCGGCGCGCUCAUCGCCGCCGCCGCGUCCGCGAUCCAGGCUGCGUCCCAGAGCUACGGCAUGUUCCUCGCCGCGCGCGUGCUCAUCGGCGUCGGCUCCAGCAUCGCAAUCAUCUCAUCGCCCUCGCUGCUGUCCGAACUCUCGUACCCGACUCACCGUGCGGCGAUGACGACCGCCUACAACAUCAUGUGGUAUGGUGGCGCCACCCUCGCGGCCUGGGUCACCUACGGUACCUACUGGAUGGGUGACUCCAACCAGUGGUCAUGGCGCAUCCCCUCUGUCCUGCAGGGGUUCUUCCCGCUCUGCCAGCUCGCGCUCGUACACUGGCUGCCCGAGUCGCCCCGGUUCCUCAUCUUCCACGACCGCAUAGACGAGGCGCGCCGGAUCCUCGUGGCCUUCCACGCCGAUGGCGACGAGCACAGUCCGCUGGUUGACUACGAGCUCUCGGAGAUCAUCCAGACGCUCGAGCUGGAGAAGGAGAACAAAAAGCUUGGCUUUGGCGUCCUGUUCGCUUCCGAAAACCGGCGCCGCGCAUUCAUCGCCGUCAUGAUGCCCUUCAUGCAGCAAAUGUCCGGCAACGGCCUGGUAUCCUACUACCUCUCCCUCGUGCUGACUUCGAUCGGCAUCUCCUCUGCCUCAGAGCAACUGAUGAUCAACGGCUGCCUCUGCAUCUACAACUGGGUAAUCGCCAUCGCCCUCAUAAACACUGUCACCAAGUUCGGCCGCCGCACCCUGCUCCUCCUCUCGACUUCGCUCAUGCUCCUCACGUUCGUGCUCUGGACCGUGCUCUCGGCUCUCAACGAGGAGCGCCAGUAUCAAGACAAGGCCCUAGCCCGUGGCGUCUUGGCCGUCAUCUUCCUCUACUACUUUGCCUACAACAUCGGUCUGCUAGGGCUCCCCUACCUCUACCUGACCGAAGUCCUCCCUUACUACAUCCGCUCACAGGGUCUCUCGCUCGGCCAAUUCACCGGCGCCUGCACGGGAAUCUAUAACGCGUACAUCAACUCGAUCGCAAUGAGCGCAAUCAGCUGGCGCUACUACACCGUCUACUGCGCAAUCAUCUUCUUUGAAUUCCUCACCGUCUUCUUCAUGUUUCCCGAAACUAAAGGCGCUACGCUCGAAGAGUCGUCCGUGGCGUUCGAGCUUAAUUUGCGCAGUGGCAGUGUUCACGAGGGCUUGGAUUUAGAGGAUUUGGAGGAUUUGGAGAAUCUCAAGGGGCUCGCUCGAAAGAGUUAGUGGCGGCGCUCUUUUGUUUUGUAUUAAGG